Prorocentrum cordatum is the source of this 843-nucleotide messenger RNA. NCBI's taxonomy places the organism in Eukaryota, Dinophyceae, Prorocentrales, Prorocentraceae. The record is from the annotation of a GenBank genome assembly.
CCUAUGUCCCUGCAGUCCGCCGAGCAAUCGAAGUCUCCGAUGUACCAGCUCCGCGUGCAUGGGUUUACGGAGGGAGCGCAUGUCAAGCGCAAGAAGCCUCAGGAUGACAAGACUGAGCACGGCACCAUAUAUAUGAUUUCUGCAAUGAAUGGUUCAUCAGUGGUGUUGGCCCCUACUGGUAGGUUCAGAGAGUUCCACGCGAUCACGUUGAGUCAACAAAGCUUGAAAGAGGGUUGGGCACCGACCACGACAAAGCCGCAGUUCCGAAUCAGUUACGCAACAUGCAGGCCAGAUACCAACCCAGAGUUUGUUAAGCAGCACAUCAUCGGGCAGUUGAUCGAUGCGCUGGCUGGUUUAUCUCAGAGAUCACACAAUUCAGGAUUCAUGGAGGAGCUGGAUAUCUUCUCGUCGCCGAAUACAGUCACCGUGAGGGCCGACAUCCCGAAGGACAAGCUGACUUUGGUACCAGUGACCAUGAAUAUCAAAACGAGACCUGCUAAAGAUAAAUGUGACCCUAAAGCAUGGGACCUUGGCACCAUCGCGUCGGACCCGAACACGACUGCCUACGCACUCCAUCCUUGCAUCGUGCUUCCCAAGGUGAAGGAGGAUAAACCUGGAUUCACCCCUCCGUAUUGGUUUGCACAAGAAGCUGGGGAAGGCCAGAAGGGCAACAUGAAGCCAUUCUUGGAAUCAAUUCCGAUUAGUACACCGAACGAGAAGGCUGAGGUAAAGGUGCCCGUGCUCAGGAACGCCGUCAGCCUCAAGACUGGAGAUGAGCUGUUGAUGGUGAAACAGAAAAAGAAGCAGCAGGGACCGCCCGUGACAGAGCCCAAGAUCAACUGA